This is a messenger RNA of Saxophila tyrrhenica, 2061 nucleotides long. RefSeq lists its product as uncharacterized. Gene Ontology annotation, cellular component: membrane. The transcript has a single exon. The record is from RefSeq and is a predicted model, not a curated record. NCBI's taxonomy places the organism in Eukaryota, Fungi, Ascomycota, Dothideomycetes, Mycosphaerellales, Extremaceae. Bases 1 to 2061 code for a protein of 686 amino acids.
AUGGCCGACGUCUCCAUAGGAUCCGACAUCUUCGCCGUCGUUGCGCUUCUCGCGAUCUCCCUCUUAGUCCUCCUCUUGAUCAGAUACUACCUCCCCCUCCGCUCCACCCCCGGCUACCUCCUAUUUCCGGUCUUCUUGGGCUUGGCCCUGCCCUGCUCCAUCAUCCUACUGGUCCCCAUCGAUCUCGCCUCUGCGGAGGGUGGCUCAUCCAGGGGCAUAUGGCUACCUGAGCGCGCAGUCUUAGUCGCGUGGCGGGUGACAUAUUGGCUUACGUUCCUGCUCACAUGGUGGCUGCUCCCGCUGGUGGGAGAGUACGUCGACUCAGGCUUCCGGGAUACCCGGAGCAGGAUACUGUACUCGCUCCGAAGCAAUGCGCGGUAUCAGCUGAUCGUGCUGGGAACGGGCGUUGCAGGCUUGGUGUACUACAUCCUGCAGAAUGGUUUCAACAUCUCCAGUAUCAAGGGCAUGGUCAUGGCUCUGGCCUAUGCUUGGGGCUUGAUUCUGGCUAUUGGGUUAAUGGGACAUGGUCUGGUUGCACUUCCGAGGCGGCUUUACCGUACAGCGAGCGUCAGCGGCAAGUUGCGCAUGCUGCAGACGCAGGCGCCCAAGACGAAGGACAAAUUGGAUGAGGCAGUGGAGAAGCUGGAAGAACUCGAGAACACCGUAACACAGCUCAAACAGCGAAAGAGCGGCACAGGGAGGGACUUGCAAGAGUGGAUCGAUGAGCUCGCAGAUACCACAGCACCACCGGCACCUCGACCUGGUACGGCGGCUGCUGUUGGAGCUGCAGGCGCAAAGAUACCGGCUGUGAUUACGGAGGCAUAUCUGGCAGAGUUGACACGGAAGCUGAAACGGGCAAGGCACAAAGAAGCACGUUUCGUGAACGAGUGGAACAACAUCUGCCAGCAAGCUCAAGAUGCUCAGACAAUUCUGGACUCGGUUUCAUCUAAGAGCCUUGAUUUUGGCAUCGAACAGGACACCUUAAUGAGCCGCUUGACGUUCAUCACGCCGGGCAUGCGCUACCAAUUAUACGCGAAGGCCAUGCCCGGACUUCGACUUGCUCUUUCAGUAUGCUUUGGUCUGGCCUCAGUUAUGGUUAUUUGGAGUGAAAUUGUGCGAUCUUUCGCUCCCAAGAUCUCAUUCAUCAAUCUCACCGUGGUCCACCAUCCCAACUCAGAUGACGGCAAGAUCGGGCUCGCCGGACAAGUGAUUGCAGCAGCCUGGCUGCUCUAUAUGGACGCCUGCGCCCUGUACGCCAUGACUGACGUCAAGGUCUGGGGCAACCGCGCGCUUGUCAAGAGACAAACAUACGCCGAGAGCGCGUGCUGGUAUAGUCUCCAAGUCGCAAAGCUCACCGUACCUCUGUCGUACAACUUCAUCACGAUGUUGCGGGCGGAUGUCUACAAGGAGACCUCUUUCUACAAGUUCCUUGGCCAGCUGAUCAAUUUAACACCUCUUGGGAAAGGAUUUAGCGCAUUCUUCCCAUGCUUCUUGCUACUGCCCGUCUUGGCCACGCUCUUCAAUCUGUACGGCAGGACUAAAAACGUCUUCGGCUUCGGCAUAUUGGAAGAUGAGACUGAUGGCAACCCUUCCGGUUUUGGAACCGGUGGCUGGCGCGAAGGUCGUGCACUGAUCGAGCGCGAAUUACAAUCCCGCAGCGAAGGGGGCGCCAGGGUUGGACUUGCAGCGAGAGGGGACUCACUCGACAUCGAGCGUCAGGCGGGGACAAGAAGCGGUACUUCUACUCCACCGCAACGAGCAAGGGCACAGCGCGAGGCGCUUCUACCACCGCGAGUCCAGGAAGCGAAUCGGCAAUUCAACUCUAUCACGAAUCAGGAAGAAGAGGACGACAGUGUGCGACACUUUUACCAAGACUUCACUGAGCGGGUGAGGAAUACUUUUGACACUGUCGACCGGCCGGAUUGGAUGCGCAACUUGGGCAGUGGUGUCACUGUACCGAAGUGGAUGCAGAGCGACGAGAGAGAUAAUUCCAGCGGGCCAGCGUCGACAAUAUCGCGGUGGUUCGGUGGUAGAGCGGAGGAUGGGCGAGUGAGGCUGUGA